AUGGGUCGUUCGCGUGUUCGCUCGUUUAUAUCCAGUUUUGGGGGGUCAAGGAACAAUGGUUCUGCCAGAGAAAGCAAAAGGUCGUCAAGCGUUACGCCAGUGACCAAGGUGACUCCGUCCGAUACACCACCCCAGUGGCAAACCCCUCCCGAUACACCAUCUCCUCCGACAGAAUCAUCCCCUGUGAGCUCUGGACCAAGAGGCGGAAAUGGCUCGCGACCGGCAUCCAUGAUCUUCUCACGCAACCCGCCUCUCAUGCAGCAGGCGGACGAUAUCCCUCCGGAGCUGUCGCCAAUAUUUUCAUUCCUCAAUACCCACACGAACAAGGUCUAUCAGGAAGGAUACUUUUUGAAAUUGAAUGAUCUGGAUACUCACGGACGCCCUUGUGCUGAUCGGCAAUGGGUGGAAUGUUAUGCACAGCUGGUCGGAACAGUUCUUUCACUAUGGGAUGGCGCUGCGCUGGACGCAGCAGGUGGAGAAGAGGUCCCGGCGACCUUUAUCAAUUUGGCUGAUGCGUCUCUGAAGAUGAUUGAGACUCUUCCGAUCCAAAAUGGAGCUAUACAGCCAUUGAAGAACGUACUCAGCCUUUCUUCCGCGGGCAAAAAUCGAUAUCUGUUGCACUUCAAUUCUUUCAACUCACUGACCCAAUGGACUGCGGCGAUUCGUCUCUCGAUGUUCGAGCACACAUCUUUGUACGAAGCUUACACCGGUUCUUUGAUUGCAGCGAAAGGGAAAGAUCUCAACGGAAUCAACUCUAUCCUGGCACCCACCAAAUUCAAGUACGAGGAUUGGGCGCGUGUGCGAUUUGGAGCUGGAACCCCGUGGAGACGGUGCUGGUUUGUGAUCUGCCCGCCGGACGAAAAGGAGCUCCAAAAAGCGCGAAAAGUCACGAAGAAAUCGGCAUAUGACCGCCUGUCAAUGCCGGUCACUGGUAACAUCAAGUUUUACGAGACGAAGAAGACGAAAAAGGCGAUUCCCAUUGCGACGGUUACCCAGGUCUACUCGGCAUAUGCGAUUUACCCACAAUCUAAGGCUCUAAUUGAUGCAUCCACCCUGGUGAAGUUGGAGGGACGGAUUACCACCCAUUCGCCUGAUUCUUCCUCGGAAGGACUUGUUUUUGUCAUGCCUGAGCCGCAUGCUGCGGUUUCGGGAUUCGAGAUGAUGCUGCGCUUCCUUUUUCCGACAUUCGACACUUUCAAUCUCUAUGGCCGUCCUACUCGCCUGGUGGCAGACACUAAUCACAUUAAGAGCAUCAUGUUUGCUUUCCCCAAGGAGCGACGCUACGGCUAUCUUGACGUGCUGGACAUUGCCAGUCUCCUUCAAACCCCGGGAAGCCAAGAAUGGAGCGAGGCUCAGUGGAGGAAACAGCUCAAAGAGGCAACACAGCGCCGGAUUUCGUCUGGCAGGAGCAGAACCAAUAGCGUGAACAGCGUGAGACCUCGCUAUCGCUCCAUGUCCGGCCGGCUUAGUGAUUUCCCUAUGGACUCGACUCGCCGCCAGUUUUCUGGUAUCGACAACAAGCCUGAAAUUAACAAUUCUACCGAGGCUAUUAUUCAUGAAGUCCCCCAGAACGAAGGCUCCCCCGUGGUGUAUCACAACCGCGUGGUUUCUGAUACCACGGGCUUCAACACUGGCUCUCGGCCAGGCCGUGGAUCUUUAAUUGAGAGCUCACCUAACUCUUCUUCUCAAGAUCUGACACACCGUGGGAUUCCAGCGGUCGCUCCUAUCGCCGAGAGCGCCAGCUCCGGAAGCGAACCAAAUCUCGACCGGCUCCAAGGCCCGUCAGUUGAAGAUCAGCUUCCUCCACGCACUCCACCCGCUCCUGUUGAGAACCCGCCUACAUUUUCGCAUGGACCCAAAGAGAUGCCCACUAACCGGCCAGAGGCUUCUUCGGAGCAGAGGUUGGCAAACAACCGGAUGUCUCACGCAACACUUGCCCAACUAACAUCGGUCGGAACUAUGGGACUGAGCACGGCAGUCGCCGGUGCUGCAUGGAAAAGCCACCAGACACAGCCCACAGACAACCAACAGCCCCAUGACAGGAGCUUCGACCGAGCCUAUGCUCCUGGCCCCGUUUUGUCCACAAACUCUCUUACAACCUCAUCAAGUGAUGAGGACAUUGGUCUUGCACUCCCCGUUCGACCUCCUCCAGUUCCGGAGCAUCGCCCGAACACACCUAGUACUGGCAGCCCGCGUCAGUUUUCUCCCCAGAAGUCCUCCCCUCAACGGAUGCAAAUUCAUGCCGACAAAUCUGUACGACGCAAGCCACUUCCCCAGCAAAAGCUUUUCGGGACAGAGCCACAGUCACCAGGCGAACCGAGUUAUGACGAUCUUCGCCAUACCCUUGAUGAAGAUGCGCUGAAUAAAAUUGCUCCUCAUCUUCCAUCCCCAGUCUCAUCUACCGGAAAAAGAAACGGAAAUGAGGACGAGAGCAUUUAUGAUGAUGCGUCGACGGUUUCGCCUGACUAUGCUAGCACUCACGGUUCUGUCUACAGCAAGAAAUCCGCCGCGUCCACCAAACCCAGAAUGGGUGUCAUGAAGACCGUGGGAGUCCCGGCGGCCAAGGAUUAUGUCAUUGGUGAUGCUCAUUAUGCUAUGGAUAAGGCCCCAACUUCGAAUCCGGACAUUCCCGCUGUUGACUUCGGCCCAACUAUGACCUAUUUGCCUACUACCGGGCGUCCAACCACCUCAGACACCCUGAGAAAAUCGACGCACCAACGCAAUGAUUCGUCGGGAACCAAAUUUACGGUCCCUACCCAAGCGAUCGAUCAGGCUAAUGCCCGGCCUUCCAGCCGAGAGGAAUAUCGACGCAGCAUGCUGUGGCAGCCUGGAAUGGCUUCCGGUCGCCCUGUCACUCCAGGAGGUCUCACCCCGGAACAGUACGUGCAGCAACGGGCGGCUCCCAGUCCUCCGAUGCAGCUUCACAAUCGCACCCCUUCCAAUCCCAUGUCAGUGCAACGCCCGGUGUCUGGCGACUGGACACAUUAUGCCCGUACCAAUUCGCCCAUGAGCCCUCAGCGAGAUCCUAACUAUCGGCCUUCGUCUCGCGGUGCCCAGGGUAUGCUUAACUACAACGAUGCUUCAGCCAAUCUUUCCGCUCGUGAACAGGAGCAUGUCGCCCGCAUGACCGGCUCUUCAUUCUUCAACAUGUCAAAUGACAACCGGAAACCGCAGACUCCUGUCAACCCUAUGGGCCUUGUCUCGCACAUCGAUGCUCGGGAGCGCGAGAAGCGUGAAAUGAAGGAGGGAAUGUCGAACCAGGCGGUUCAACAGGCCAUUGCACACCGUCAGCAACACAUGAUGCAGCAGCAACAGUAUGCGCCCCAGCAGUUCUCGCCGCCGUUCUCACCUCUGCCGAUGCAACCCCAACAGGCUGGGUCUGUGUAUCAAUCUCAACAUGGUCGACACGAGUCCAUGUACAACAUUCCAGGUGCCAGCCACACAUGGGAUGCCCUAAACCAGACGAACCGCCCCGACCAGCCCCGUCGGUCGUCCUGGUACGGACAGCUUGCGCAGGCUUCCCAAACUCCGCCCAGCUAUCAACAAAGCCAGUACGGCCAAGAACCGAGGUACUACAGCUAUGCUAAAUAG
Penicillium mononematosum is the source of this 3591-nucleotide messenger RNA. RefSeq lists its product as uncharacterized. The record is from RefSeq and is a predicted model, not a curated record. Bases 1 to 3591 code for a protein of 1196 amino acids. The transcript has 4 exons. Lineage: Eukaryota; Fungi; Ascomycota; Eurotiomycetes; Eurotiales; Aspergillaceae.